This is a messenger RNA of Quercus robur (English oak), 2547 nucleotides long. Its product is annotated as pentatricopeptide repeat-containing protein At1g10910, chloroplastic. The transcript is spliced from 10 exons. The record is from RefSeq and is a predicted model, not a curated record. Gene Ontology annotation, molecular function: protein binding. NCBI's taxonomy places the organism in Eukaryota, Viridiplantae, Streptophyta, Magnoliopsida, Fagales, Fagaceae. Bases 178 to 2196 code for a protein of 672 amino acids.
UGGGCGUGUUGGAGAUGGGAGUUUUGUGACUGGUUUUGGCGUUAGAGAAAGGGAAGAGAGAGACUCGACUAGACUAAAAUAUGUAACGGCGUUACAACCCGUUUGGGGUUAGGGACUGAGAUGGUCAGUUUUUAAACCAAAAGAAAAGACGAAAAGCAAAGCCAAAUCCAAAAAGAGAUGAUGCUCGGCACUGGGUUUGAGCUUAAGCAGCAUACGCUCUUCAGCCCCGUAUCCACCAUGGCUUUUCCUACAAUUCCUUCAGCUUCAGCUUCAGCAAUAUCAUUCUCCCAAUUCCAAACAAAAAAUAAAAAUAAUAAUGUUGGUAAAGAAGCAACUAAGUCAAAUAGUAUUAACCAAAGCAGCAAAGUUAGUGUUAGUGUUAAUAAGAGACGCCACUCCAAGUCCUACUUGGAAAGGCAAUCUGCUAUUCUUCAACUUCAACAGGCCUCCUCUCAAUCUCAUUUCGACUCUGCUCUUGCAAGAUUAGGAGGGAUGUUGAAGGUGCAAGACUUGAAUGCCGUAUUACGAAAUUUUGGAACUCUAGGCAGAUGGCAGGAUCUUUCUCAGCUCUUUGAAUGGAUGCAACAAAAUGGGAAGAUAAAUGCUUCAUCUUAUAGCAGUUAUAUGAAGUUCAUGAGAAAGAACCUAAAUCCUGUAAAGGUGAUGGAGAUAUACAAUGGCAUUAAAGAUGAAUCAGCAAAAAACAAUGUGUUCAUAUGUAAUUCUGUUCUUAGUUGUCUGGUUAGGAAUGGCAAGUUUGAUAGCAGCAUUAAAAUGUUUCAUCAGAUGAAGCAGGAUGGUUUAAUGCCAGAUGUUGUUACAUAUAGCACGCUGCUUGCAGGUUGCAUCAAAGUUAAACAUGGUUAUUCUAAGGCAUUAGAGCUGGUUCGGGAGCUUCAACAUAGUGGGCUGCACAUGGACAGUGUAAUUUAUGGGACACUUCUAGCUAUUUGUGCUUCACAUACUAAAUUGGAAGAAGCAGAAAGCUAUUUUAACCAGAUGAAAGAUGAAGGUCAUUCGCCAAAUGUGUUUCACUACAGUUCUUUGCUCAAUGCUUACUCAAUUAGUGGAAACUAUAGAAAGGCCAACGAGUUGGUUCAAGAUAUGAAGUCUGCAGGGUUAGUACCAAAUAAGGUAAUUUUGACAACUUUAUUAAAGGUAUAUGUUAGAGGAGGCUUAUUUGAAAAAUCAGGAGAACUAUUGGCUGAACUGGAAACUUUGGGCUAUGCUGAUGAAGAGAUGCCAUACUGUUUAUUGAUGGAUGGCCUUGCUAAGGCUGGGCGUAUAGAUGAAGCUAAAUCACUCUUUCAAGAAAUAAAGGAGAAAUCCAUUAGAUCUGAUGGCUAUGCCCACAGCAUCAUGAUCUCAGCAUUUUGCCGGGGUGGGCUUUUGGAAGAGGCAAAGCAGUUGGCCAGGGAUUUUGAAGCAACCUAUGACAGAUAUGAUUUGGUUAUGUUGAACACAAUGCUCUGUGCUUACUGCAGAGCAGGUGAAAUGGAAAGCGCAAUGCAAAUGCUACGGAAAAUGGAUGAAUUAGCAAUCUGUCCUGAUUAUAAUACUUUUAGUAUCCUAAUCAAAUUUUUCUGUAAGGAGAGGUUAUAUCUGCUUGCUUAUCAGACUAUGGAAGACAUGGGCAGUAAAGGUCACCACCCAGAGGAGGAACUUUGUUCUACAUUAAUAUUUCAUCUUGGUAAAAUAAAAGCACAUUCAGAAGCAUUUUCUGUUUACAAUAUGUUGAGACAUAGUAAGAGAACAAUGUGCAAGGCUCUUCAUGAGAAGAUUCUGCACAUUCUAAUAGCAGGUGGGCUUCUCAAAGAUGCCUAUGUAGUAGUCAAGGACAAUGCAGGUUUGAUUUCUAAACCUGCAGUAAAGAAAUUUGCGACUGCAUUUUUGAAGUCAGGAAACAUCAACUUGAUAAAUGAUGUUAUAAAGGCCAUCCAUGGUUCUGGCCACAAGAUUGAUCAGGAAUUAUUUCAGAUGGCAAUAUCGCGUUAUAUUGAGCAACCUGAAAAGAAGGAAUUGCUUCUACAACUGUUACAAUGGAUGCCAGGUCAAGGUUAUGUUGUUGAUUCAUCUACGAGAAACCUUAUCCUCCAGAACUCACAGUUAUUCGGUCGCCAACUAAUUGCUGAAAUAUUGUCCAAGCAGCAUAUGGUAUCAAAAGCAUCGAGAUCUUGUAGGGAAACUACCAAUUAAGGAUAAAACUACAAGAGUUCAAGGUAACCUAUUAAUGCCACUGAACCCUUCGCAGGGAAACUACCAAUUUGAUCAACAUUGCCUCCCAAGAAAGACACUUUUAAUAUAACAUGUCAGUGUCACAUUUUUGAGUCAGCUGAUGGGUGUGGUGAAUCCCAAAUAAACUUGUUAGGUUUUUGUUUUGUUGAGAAGACUGUUAGGUUUUAGUUUACCACCUAUGUACAGUGCCAAGAUUGAAUGAACCUGAUUAUUUUACCUUUAAUGCAUAUGACCAGAUAUGAGAACUACAGCUCUGAUUAUUGUAAUGUAUUUAGAGAAUUUGAUGUCAUAAUGAUGACACAAUUUCUUAUA